Molecule: messenger RNA, 1862 nt
Organism: Lytechinus variegatus (green sea urchin)
Lineage: Eukaryota; Metazoa; Echinodermata; Echinoidea; Temnopleuroida; Toxopneustidae
Exons: 6
Coding region: 94-1077 (327 amino acids)
Source: RefSeq, a predicted model, not a curated record
GAAGAUGAGAGGGUGAUUGAUGGCAAUAAACAAACGAGGAGUAUUGACUACAAUGAGAAAGAGUCGCCAAGAGUUAGAAAACUUGUAAAAGAAAUGACUUGGUUGCGAGAAAGCAGGGAUAAACAACUUGAGGAAGCUAUUCUCUAUACCCAGCAAAUGGAAGCUGAACUAUGGCAAGAAAAGCUGAAAAACAAAGCUCCAGAAAAAUGUGACAAAGGAAUUGAUGCAACUAUCACUCCGCAUAUGGAUGCUUCUCUGAAUGACGUCAUGAAUGAUGAACGAAUGAAUGACGUCAUGAACGAUGAACAAAUGAAUGAAGUCGUGAAUGAUGAAGGUGGAAUGACUCCUUGUAGUGAAAGGCAAUCUAGCUUAAGUAGCGAAUCUUUAUCAGAAUCAGAUGAUGACAGCAUUAUAACAAGUAUACCAUCCGGUGAUUGGUGUUUUCCUCAAUCUUGUGAUGACUACUCACCGGUUACCCGGGUUAACAUUGCAAAUCUAGAGAUUGAAAUGGAAGAGCUCAAAGAAACAGUUCGACAGGUGGAAUUUGAAAGAGAUGCAGCGCUAGAUAAAUCCCAACAGAUUGCAAUUGAUCUUGACAUCGAACGUCGAUAUCGUAAGCUUGAUCAAGGUCGGUAUCUUGAUGAUAUAAACUCUUUGGAAACUGACAAGUCCCGCUUAUCGACUGUUGAAGAAGAAUUAAGAGAUGUCAUCGUUCUGAUAAUGCGUCUUCGAGAUAUGAAUCUUUCAAAGCGGUCACUCGGGAAAAUAAUCUUCGACAUAAGCGAGAACAGUCUACACUCGGAGAAGGAAGCAGGGCACAAUCUAGCUGGAAACUUCAUACACAUCCUUCGUAAGGAGCUUCUCCAAUGUGAUUCAAUGCUAACAAAUGGUAACCUGAACUCAACUCGGACCAAUGGAAUCAACCAGUCUACACAGAAUCACAGCAGCACUUCCAUAAAAAAAGAGUUUCACCAGUCCAAUGACGACAGAAAUAUACAGGAAGAUAGCAAUACCCCUAAGAGACCUAGUGGGUUCCCAGCUGACCUCAUUAAGAGUGGGUUUGAAAUGAAAUGUUAAACUUGUGCCAUUGUUCAAUCUUGUGAUUGUAAUAGUUUUACUGCAUUAUCAAUAUUAAACUAUAACGUUUUAUUUACCCAGGGUAGCCACUUCAGUUAGGAAACUGCUCUACCAGAGGGCCCUGCAUGACAUAAUAAUGUUAUUAUUAUACCCUUCUCCAAUCUUAAAUGCUGAGCGCUGAGCAGGAAGGCAGAAGGUCCCAUUUUUUAAAAGUCUUUAGUAUGACUCGUCCAAGGAUCGAACCCAUGACCUCCCAUUCAUGAUGCGGACAAUCUAAUGAUGAUAAUAAUAUGGACCAUUCAUAUAGUGCAGCUACUAUCCCCCCCCCCUCAAAAAAAUGAUCAGGGCUUUCGAGGCUUAUUCCAUGAUUUAGUUCAGUAGUUUAGGUUGCCAUUCAAGGAAAAAAUUGCAUAUAAGAAAACUUAUUUACAGGGCCACAUGACCUUAUUUCAGUUUCCCUAGUUUCAACUGAAAAUUGGUAUGCUUUACCCUUUCUUUUUUACUAUUAAAAAGCAUUGUUGUGACAUUUUCUUAGAUGUAUUUCAUUUGUAUCAAUAUAUGUAUGGAUGCAUGCAUUUUAUUUAAUUUGUAGUAACCUGCACUUUAUGUGAAUAUGAAAAUGAGUGAUUAUACAAAUUAAAUAUCAAUUCCAUUUGUUCAAUGGAAAUAAAUAAUUUUUUCAUAUAGAUAGAAGGGGUAUAAAAUGAUGUGUUUGAUGAUAUAUCCAUGGCACAGAUUGAUCCCUUUCAAACUAAAAAUGAGAAAAUUGCAUUUUAAGGAAUAUA